Molecule: messenger RNA, 672 nt
Organism: Plenodomus lingam JN3
Lineage: Eukaryota; Fungi; Ascomycota; Dothideomycetes; Pleosporales; Leptosphaeriaceae
Biological process (GO): proteolysis
Molecular function (GO): glutamic-type endopeptidase activity
Source: RefSeq, a predicted model, not a curated record
AUGCGAUUCGUCAACAUUCUCAGCACACUGUGCUGGACUACUCUAGCAUCUGCGGCAUUUGACCUGAAUCGAGGAGGUGCUGUCCUCAAGGCUCCUGACGGCGACCCCUUCGCCAGCGUGACUGGAACCUUCACCGUUCCCAAUCUUUCCGGAAACAACAGGCUUUCCAUCUGGGUGGGUAUAGGCGACACCCUUCAGCAAGACUAUGUCAUGAGUGGCGGGAUCGUGUACAACAGCACAUUGAAAAGUUUCUCAGCAUACUUCCCAGGGCCAUCAACAGAUACAACGUCUUCCGUGCCUGUUGCAAAUGGUAACUCCAUCACCGUUACCAUCAAGGCGGCCGACGCGGGAGGGACCGUGACUGUAGAAAAUAAGACGCAAAACAAGCGGACCACUCAGACACUGUCUGGGCCCUCUGGUGUUGAUCCUUCGAAGUUGACCGCACUUGUUGCCGAUUUCUUCGUACAGGCAUAUCAAGUGACGCCAGGUCAGCUUGUUCAGACGCCCAACUUUGGCACGGUGUCUUUUACGGCGAUCACUGCGACAACGAAGAGCGGAAAGAAUGUGCCAAUCUCCGGCGCUGGACGAUACGAGAUACAAGGGACUAGUGGACAGAUGUAUUCAAAGACUACCAUUUCCAGCACCGGUGUAUCUGUACAGAGACAAACUUAG